AUUGUUUAUUUCUCCCCACUAUUGCUUUCUGUUAAAAAAACAAAGUUUCGAGAUUCUUGGAGGAAGUUCUACAGAGACACAGAGGAAAGGUUUUUCUCUGUGAUUUCUUAGGAGUAGCGAACGAAGGGAAAAAGAAGGGGUGAUUCGGAAUUCGAUUUGGGGAUGGCGUCCAGAGCUGCUGUGGUUCAAGAGCAACAACAACCUAGGGGGAAGUUGAAGAAUGCUCCGGCGGCCGCCGAUGGGCGGAGCCGGCGAGCCCUGGGAGACAUCGGUAACUUAGUAGGCGGCGGCGCUGCCGCCGUAGAGACGAAGCCCCAAAUCAAUCGCCCCGUCACGAGGAGCUUUGGCGCGCAGUUGCUGGCCAAUGCUCAAGCUGCUGAUAAGAACAACAACUUCAAGAAACCGGCCGGGGCAGAGAACGCAACCGCCAUCUUGGCCGGAAAAGCCGCCGGCGCCGCCGGCGUACCUGAGAAGAAGAAGGAAGUCCUGAAGCCAAAGAAGCAUAACAAAAAAAGCCUCACCUCGAUUCUUUCCGCACGCAGCAAGGCUGCCUGUGGGAUCGCCAAGAAGCCAAAGGAUGAACUUGUGGCCGACAUCGACGCAGAAGAUGCCGGAAACGAAUUAGCCGCCGUCGAAUAUGUCGAGGACAUGUACAAUUUCUAUAAGCUCACCGAGGACGACGGUCGAGUGGCUGACUACAUGUCGUCGCAGCAGCCGGAGAUCAACGCGAAAAUGCGAGGCAUUCUGGUCGACUGGCUAAUAGAAGUCCACAAGAAAUUCGAACUUGUGCCGGAGACCCUCUACCUGACGGUGAACAUAGUCGACCGUUUCCUCUCCGUAAAAACGGUCUCAAGGAGGGAACUUCAGCUCGUCGGAAUCAGCUCGAUGCUCAUCGCCUGCAAAUACGAAGAAAUUUGGGCGCCGGAAGUGAGCGACUUCACCGCCAUUUCCGACGACGCCUAUGUCCGGGAGCAAGUGUUGAUUAUGGAAAAGGCGAUUUUGGGGAGACUCGAUUGGUACCUCACGGUGCCGACGCCGUACGUUUUUCUUGCCCGAUACAUCAAGGCCUCGAUCCCGGUGGAUAAAGAGAUGGAGAAUAUGACGUUUUUUUUCGCGGAAAUGGGGCUGACGAAUUAUGCGGCGAUGACAAAUUAUCGGCCGUCGGAGCUGGCGGCGGCGGCAGUGUACGCUGCCCGGUGCACACUUGCUCGGACUCCGGAGUGGACCGGGACGCUCGAGCAUCAUACGGGAUAUUCCGAGGAUCAACUCGUGGAAUGUGCUCGAGUUCUGGCGAGUUUCCAUGGCGGCGGCGGGGAGAAUAAUAAGCUGAAGGCGGUGUGGCGGAAGUACGCCAGCCCCAGCCGGAGCGCGGUGGCGCUGUUCCCGCCGGCGAAGAGACUGACAGAGUGAGAGAAACCACCGACCGGAGAUCGUUUUGCUGAUAUAUAUAUAUAUAUAUAUGUGUGAUAAAUACAUUCUUUAUCACACUACACUAUGUGUCUCUCUGUUUGUUUGUUUUUUAAUUUUAUUUUGAAGAACAAUGUUGUUUGUUGUCUGUCGAAUUUAAAGAUUCAUGAAAGAAAAAUUAAGC
Molecule: messenger RNA, 1591 nt
Organism: Andrographis paniculata
Lineage: Eukaryota; Viridiplantae; Streptophyta; Magnoliopsida; Lamiales; Acanthaceae
Product: G2/mitotic-specific cyclin S13-7-like
Exons: 5
Coding region: 163-1410 (415 amino acids)
Biological process (GO): mitotic cell cycle phase transition; regulation of cyclin-dependent protein serine/threonine kinase activity
Cellular component (GO): cyclin-dependent protein kinase holoenzyme complex; nucleus; centrosome
Molecular function (GO): cyclin-dependent protein serine/threonine kinase regulator activity
Source: RefSeq, a predicted model, not a curated record